GCGCACCGCGAAGGCCAAACGAAGGGCAUGUAUGGAGGACAUCAGGGACGCGAUUAGAGACUGGCUUGGUUCGUGUGAUUCACUUGCUUGAGUUUCAGGGAAACAAAGGAAACUUUCACAACGCGGAACAUUUCAGUGCGUCGUCUAGACAAACUUACACGAGCACUCAUGGGUUUGAUAAAGAUAUUUCUGUCACUUUCUUCCUUGGCUUUCAAGGCGCUAGAAUCUGUUGGAAUUCUGUGGGAUAUUCAUCUCCGGGCAUUAGAAUUGAUUUACGGAAAACACGGUGUUGCUGUUCGCGAGCCGUCGAAUCCUGUUUUGAAAUUAUCGGCGUGUGCUAUUGUGCAGUUUGUAAAACAGCGCAAGCUGACAUGUCAAGAAAUAAUUCAAGCUUUUAUCGACCGGAUCCAUGAAGUCAACCCUUUGCUGAACGCCGUGGUCGGCGAUCGAUUCGUAGAAGCCCUGGAAGAGGCUAGGCACAUUGAUGAAAUCCUCGAUUCGUGCGACGCGGAUUCGAAUGAAGAAAAAGCCAUAUUACUGAAUAAACCUUUGCUUGGUGUUCCCAUAACCGUGAAAGAAUCGCUCGCAUGUAAGGGAUUCGCUCACUCAGCUGGGCUCGUGGAUCGGAAAGACACGAUUGCUUCCAAAGACGCUGGUGUAGUUGAAAAUCUUCGGCGAGCCGGCGCGAUUCCGAUUGCAGUCACGAACUGUAGUGAGUUGUGCAUGUGGUGGGAAACGGCGAACAACGUGUACGGACGAACGAAUAAUCCGCAUGACACGUCCAAGAUAGCCGGUGGAAGUUCUGGAGGCGAAGGAGCAAUAAUCUCGGCUGCUGGCUCGGUUUGUGGUGUUGGGUCUGAUGUAGGUGGAAGCAUUCGUAUGCCAGCUUUUUUCAACGGAAUAUUUGGUCACAAGCCCAGUCCGUGUAUAGUGCCUAAUCAGGGACACUUUCCUCAAGGUACCAGCCAGGCCUUUGACGAGUUCCUUGUCAUGGGACCACUGUGCAGGUAUGCUGACGAUUUGGUUCCAAUGUUGAAGGCUAUGGCAGGCCCGCGAGCGUACGAGCUUCAUUUAGACGAAGAAGUGGACCUAUCAUCUCUCAAAGUUUAUACAUUGGACUUAGAGUACCCUUUUCUUACUUCACCCGUAGACCCCGAGCUGUUGAAUAGCCUGGAACAAGUUUGCACCUUCUUACGGGAGCGUUUUGAUGCGACAGUUCAAGACGCUUACAUGAACUUGUUUCGCUAUUCGCCUCUUAUCUGGUCCGCCAUGGUUCUCUCCGCUGAGAACAAUCGACUGACAACGCAGGCUCUGAGCGGUGAGUCUGAGGCAGUGGCUAUAAACCCGUUUAUCGAGAUUUUUAAGUAUUUUCUUGGCUCCUCUAAGUAUCAUCACGCCACACUGGCAGUCGCAGGGAUUGAAUAUUUACGUGCUCCGUUGCCCAAUUGCCUCCCGGAUGUCUCCUCGAAUUUUGUGCAGAUGGGCAUCCAACUACGAGAGCAAAUUCAAACUCUUCUGAGUGAUGAUGGAAUCUUGCUUUAUCCCUCGCAUCCUAGCACAGCAUUAACACACCACAGGCCAUCUCUGGCGCCGCUCAAUUUCAGCUACACCUCUAUUUUCAACGUUCUACAUCUGCCCGUCACGCAGUGCCCUCUGGGUCUCGACAAGAAUGGACUUCCGCUGGGAAUACAGAUUGUAGCCGGAAAAAACAACGACAGGCUGUCAAUCGCUGUUGCUAGGCAACUAGAAAGUCAGUUUGGUGGGUGGAGUGCCUGGCAUCCCGGUAAAGUGCUUGACAAGAAGAAAGUGUAGCAAGGAAAGUUCAAUGGUGAUUAAGAAACUUUGAUAAUAAUUUUUUUAUGAAUUUCUCCGGAAUUGGGUUAAAAGGUAAUUCUGCGUUAGAUUAGUAGUGUCCCUAGUGAAAAAAUGUUUGUGCCAGUGCCGUAACCAGAACAAACUCUGACUGGGGCAAUGUCCACGGUACAAUUCCCUUCCUAGGUGUUUAGGGUGUUUUUGACAACUAUAAAUAACAAAAACGAAAGAAAAUGAAUGAGACAAGUCCCUCGGUUUUGCCUGUUACUAGCUACAGACACCCAGGUGGACUGGAAGUGCGUUUUAAAAGAAUGACCAUUGUCAUUUCUGCUCGCAAAUCAUCGAGUUCGAAAGUGAACGUAAAAAAAAGGCCUUUUGAAAAGUUCUGCUCCGAUCGAGUGUGUCAUUAGUCUUCUAGUGAGAGUUGUUGGUUCGACCUCAGGCCCAUGUUAAGUUAACUUGAUCACGCUAAACGCGUCUAAACCGGGUGAAAAUCGUUGCAUUCGAGGAGAGGAGAGGUCAAGGAAACGCGUUUUGUAAAGGUUUAGCGCGGUUAAGUGUGCCACAAAGUUUUCAGCGGGAAUAGGUGGGGCGAAAGGUUGACUGCACCCAGUACACAGCACGCUGAAAAGAUAUAAAAGAGUGUAAUUCAGUCUAUAACUUUUUGAUGUAAAUAACAUGAGUGAAACUACGAAAAAAAUAGCUCCCAGGAUUUUUCCCUUAAAAAUGGGGUGGGGGGGGGGGUGGGGGAGGCGCUUUAGUUUCUAAUAAGGUAAAAUCCCUGAGAACGGGGUUGACUACUGAAUAAAGUUAACAAAAAAAA
Messenger RNA from Orbicella faveolata, 2635 nucleotides. RefSeq names its product fatty-acid amide hydrolase 2-A-like. The record is from RefSeq and is a predicted model, not a curated record. Gene Ontology annotation, cellular component: endomembrane system. NCBI's taxonomy places the organism in Eukaryota, Metazoa, Cnidaria, Anthozoa, Scleractinia, Merulinidae.